AUGUUCCUCUUGUGUAAUAGCUCUCCGAUCACAUCACCGACCCAACCCACGGAGACAAAGAACUCACCACAACCACCACAGGAGACGGUGUCGAAGAACCCCCGAGUCUUCGACUUGGAUAUGGAAUAUGAGAAGCGACGCCUCCUAUCUGAGCUGCACCAAGCCUGGAAGGAAUUCGAUCCUCUGCAGAGUAACCUUGCUAGAAUAAAUCAGCAACUUGAAGUUCUUGCACAAAACCCACCCAGUAUUAAUAAUGGCGGCGAAAGACCUGCGCUUAAAGUGGACGCUACCACUCUUGUUCCCUCCGGUAGCAGCGCCUGUGGCCAGAUUGAGCUCAAGUCCUGCGUCAAAUCCAUCACUAUUACAGAAAACGCACAUUUUAUAAUCGAAUUCUUUACCUUAGGUGUCACUGUGGAUAGCUUGAAUGCAGCCUUCAGUCCAGACGAACCAAUCAGCUACAAAGCAGCGGCUGUCAUCUGCACCUUCCCUCUGGGUGUGCUUAAGGAGUCCGCUCGACGACAGAGAGACGCUGCCGCAACAAGAACGCCACCUAAACUGCAACAAGCACUCUACGCCAACGCACCACUUUUCAACCCUCCCCUGCCCGAGUGGAAACUGACCGCAAUGGAGCGUCUCGGUUUCGGCGUGCUCAACAAGGUGGUUCUCUUCUUUGACCGCUUUUUCUGGGACAAAUCGCAGCGCUCCUUCGGUUGUGUUAGCGACAGCAGCGAAAAACGUGGCGAACUCUUCCUCUUCUGGUCGAUCACGGAGCGACCCUGUCUGAUCGCCCUAGUGGCGGGUCGAUCUGCGCUGGAUCUGGAGCAGACUGCAGAUACUGCAGGUGCCACUACGUCGGCUAAUUGCGGAAAGACGUCACGCGGCGGUGGCAGCAGCGGUUCGACCUUGUCGGCCCCUGUCGGUACUGGAAGUGCUACCAGCAGCAGCAGCAGUCACCUGAAGGAGCCACUGGUUGCCCUGGCAAUGACUAAGCUGCGAAAGAUUUUUAGACGCGACGCCAGUGGAGAUCUGGACUCGGGGAAAAGCGUGCCUGAUCCAAUUGAUGCCCAUGUGACCCGCUGGCAAUCUGACGUGAAUUCGCGCGGUUCCUACUCCUACGUCGCGGUCGGGGCCACUGGUGAAGAUUACGACCUCCUGGCAGAGCCUCUCAGCCUGGCGGACACAGGCAGCGAAGCUGGACAGGAGGCCCCCGAGUCCCGCAGUCUCUUCUUCCACCCGACGACACCGGCA
Messenger RNA from Dibothriocephalus latus, 1248 nucleotides. NCBI's taxonomy places the organism in Eukaryota, Metazoa, Platyhelminthes, Cestoda, Diphyllobothriidea, Diphyllobothriidae. The record is from the annotation of a GenBank genome assembly.